Messenger RNA from Aspergillus eucalypticola CBS 122712, 1896 nucleotides. RefSeq lists its product as uncharacterized. The record is from RefSeq and is a predicted model, not a curated record. NCBI's taxonomy places the organism in Eukaryota, Fungi, Ascomycota, Eurotiomycetes, Eurotiales, Aspergillaceae. Bases 309 to 1700 code for a protein of 463 amino acids. The transcript has 4 exons.
AAUAAUGUUUACUUUCGUUUCAGCUGCACAGGGAUUCGGGCAGCAUCCGAUCCCCGGGCCACGAGAGAUGGGCACGUAGUGUCGUUCACUGCUGUUAAAUCCAGAUCAAACCACGUCACCCCGUGCAUUCGUUAAUCCCGCCUACCCCCUUGUCAAAGCAUCAAGCCAACUCCCAGUCACCUAUCAACCUCGAUUAUGCCGGGAAAGCGACCUUCGGAAACAGCCUCCUCCUAGAUUUAUCUGGUUCUUACAGCCACCCAUUAUCAGCUCCACACGGCAUGACCUAGAUACCCAUCGAUAGCGCCACCAUGAGCGAAGACCAAGACUCGGAUUCAACAACAACCGAGUACCAGUUUGUAUUCGGUACAGACCAGCCAGGCGCCCGCAGCCAUGCGAUGCGACAGUUCUGGAGGAGGAGGCACCAGGCCCUCCAAAGUUCCCCCCAGACCACUCGACCUCAGCUUAGGACACUACUUCCGAAGGACUAUAGCUCAGAGAGCAGAGGGUAUCAGGAGGAUGCAUCACAGGGUCAGACCCCCGAUCUACCAGAGGGUGAAGGUCAACAAGGCUCCGCCUACGCGCAAUCUCCAGCUUCAGAUGUCGUUCACGGGCAUCAGUCCUCGAUAAUUCAAGGGCCAGGCCCCAAGUUCCCGAUAGAUCUGUCGGCUAAAGACCAAGAAAUCUUCUCUUCAUGGCUCGAUUUAAAUGCUAGCUUUGGCCCCGGCUUGUCAGAGAGUACUGGGUUCGACCCUGUACGUGAUGUCUGGUUACCUUUGGACCUAUCGAAUAGUGCCUCGUUUUGUGCAUUGAUGGCUCAUGCGGCAGCCCAUGUCGCACACCGUCAAGGCCAGACAAAGUCGAUAGAAUCGGAAAAGUUCAGGACCCUGGCUGUGGGCAUCAUCGCGAAAUGGCUGGCCGAUGAAAGAAGAUCGACACAGGAUGACACGAUUACGGCUAUUGCACGCCUCCUGAUGUUCGAGGUGAAUCAGAAAUACUGGGCCAUCGAUGACCAAUGGCGUGCCCAUAAAAAUGGCCUUGUCAGCGUCAUUAAUGCAAGGGGUGGGGUAGAGAAUUUUCGGUCAAGUUGGCGUCUUCAUAUGGUUCUCUUCCUGGCUUUUUCUCUGGCAGAGCCGUCAAGAAAUUCCUCCUCAGCGCAUGUCUGGGAAAUCUCAGAGUACUUUACCCCCGCCACCGUGCAUCCAGCAAUCGAACUUCGACUACACCAGGUUAACCCAAAGGCCUCCCAAGGACUGAUCGCCUACCCUGAUAUUCAUGAAACGAUAACAUCUCUGGCGAGUUUCUCAAACUUAUCGGGAAACGCAUCGCCCAAUGUCCAAGAUCAUACACUCCUCUGCUUGUUCCUACUUGCUGUGAUAUUUCAAGAGUCACUCUACUCAUCAUCGCCGGAAUUUGGUCGCUCCUUCACCGACAAACUGCCAGUAUUAAACGAAGCUCUGUCUAAGAGCAAGAGUAUAUGGAAACGUUCUUCGCAGGAGCUAUAUGAGUUUCUGAUGGAGGAUCAUUUCAAUCUCCUGCUCAGCCCCUCAGCUCGCAGGUUCAUCACAAAGGUGGCCCAAAACCUGGUUUAUUUGAAUGAGUCCGCACAAGCAGCUGUCGCAAAAUGCCUUCUCAAUAAACUUCUCUGGCAGAGCCAAGACGUGAAGGCUGAUUCACAUCUCCAAAGUGAUGGACCGCGUUGAUUAUAAGUUGAGCGAUAUGCCACUCAAUGGUACUGUCCAGGAGGCUAUCGAGCAGCACCACGCUGAAUGUGAUGUCUGUACUACAUAGUAUAGACAGCUGCUAGCAGAUAACGUCUCUUUACAUCUUUCUCGAUCCGUACUCCAUUCUCCAUCAGGUAAGGCCGUCAUAACCACGACAUCAACGUACAAAUCACUC